This is a messenger RNA of Aquila chrysaetos chrysaetos, 3778 nucleotides long. It is a transcript of the gene BCAN, whose product is annotated as brevican. The record is from RefSeq and is a predicted model, not a curated record. The coding region runs from base 278 to 3265 and encodes 995 amino acids. The transcript is spliced from 14 exons. Gene Ontology annotation, molecular function: hyaluronic acid binding. NCBI's taxonomy places the organism in Eukaryota, Metazoa, Chordata, Aves, Accipitriformes, Accipitridae. Gene Ontology annotation, biological process: cell adhesion.
AGGGAAAGGGGAAGGAAAAAAAAAAAAAGAGACGAGGACACAGACACACACAGAAGACUCCUCUUUUCUCGGUGCCUGCACUUAUGCCUGGUGGAGCUCGUUCCCAGCCGUCCUGCCAACCUGCUGCUGACCGCUGCCUGCACUGCCCCGGAGAAGCCGCAGCUCAGCCCCGCACCGGGGCCCUCGGGAAGGGGAGCCCCCCCCAGCGCUGCCGUUCCCCCCACCACGAAAAAGGGCCGCCGCGGGGUUGCCACCGCGCACCGAGCAAGGGCAGAGGAUGGCCUCAGCCCUCCCGCUGCUGCUGCUCUGGGUGUUUGCCCCCACGGUGGUCCCGGAGGUGUUUGGACCCGGAGAUGGUACAGAGGACCUCAAGGCUCUGCAGGUCUCCAUCCCACGCCACCCAGCCCUCGACGCCGUGCUGGCAGGCGAAAUCACCAUUCCCUGCCUCAUCACCUACCUCGGCCCCCAGCCCACUGCUGGCACAGCCGGCCGCCGGGCAGUCCUGGGAACCCCCCGGGUCAAGUGGACCUUCAUCUCUGAGGGCAGGGAGGUGGAGAUCUUGGUAGCCCGGGGGGACAGGGUGAAGGUGAGCGAGGACUAUCGCCUCCGUGCCUCCCUGCCUAUCUUCCACCAGCGCUACACCAACGCCUCUCUGCUGCUCACCGAGCUGCGGCCCAACGACUCGGGGAUCUACCGCUGCGACGUGCAGCACGGCAUCGAGGACGGCCACGAUAUCCUCGAUGUCAAAGUCAAAGGAGUGGUGUUUCACUACCGGGAGGGCUCCAUGCGCUAUGCCUACACCUUCGCCGAGGCGCUGGAAGCUUGCGCCAGGAUCGGUGCCCGCAUCGCCACCCCCGAGCAGCUGUAUGCUGCCUACCUCGGCGGCUACGAGCAGUGCGAUGCCGGCUGGAUUGCUGACCAGACUGUCAGGUACCCCAUCCACACACCCCGCGAGGCCUGCUAUGGAGACAUGAACGGCUUCCCCGGGGUGAGGAACUACGGGGUGGUGGACCCGGAGGACAUGUACGACGUGUACUGCUACGCCGAGGACCUCCCAGGGGAGAUCUUUUUGGAGACAGCCCCAGACAAAUUCACACUGGAGGAGGCGGCGGCACGUUGCCGGGCGCUGGGUGCGGAGCUGGCAAGCACGGGGCAGCUCUACGCAGCUUGGAGCGCAGGGCUGGAUGCCUGUAGUCCCGGCUGGCUGGCCGACGGCAGUGUCCGCUACCCCAUCGUCACCCCUCGAGAACGCUGCGGCGGGGCCCUGCCGGGUGUCAAAACCAUCUUCCUCUUCCGCAACCAGACGGGAUUCCCCGAUGCCCAGAGCAGAUACGAUGCGUACUGCUUUCGAGAAGGGACAAACUCUUUCCCUGAGGCUGCAGGAAAAUACCAAGCCAGAGAGCCCGAGGGCUUCCAGGAGAUUGUUACAGUGGCAGAAAAGCUGGAGGAGCUGCAGCUGCCCAAAGCGCAAGUGGAGAUUGAGUCACGAGGGGCUAUAUACGCCGUCCCUUUCUUUAAGGACACUGAGCUGGAAAAGCCGAGCCUGUCCCCCGAAGACGCACUUGGGCCAGGGGCCCGGCCCCCCCCGCUAGAUACCUCCGUGUCCUCAGGUCACCCAACCUCUUCCGCCCCUUUCCCUAUGGUCCCGGCCAUUCCCAAGGCAGGCAUCCUGCUUAGUUGUGGUGCAAAACCGGGGAGCUCAUCCCCUGCGGAGGAGGAUGGGGCGACAGGGACAGUUGGGCAGUGCACAGUGGCCGGGCAUGAGCCGUCCGGCACGGAGGAGGAACAGCGAGCAGCGCUGGGCAGGGACCCUGGCAGCAUAUCGGCAGAGAGCCUGGACGGAGGGCAAGACCGCAGCCAGCCCAUGGAGCCGGAUGAAGCUGCCAGCACGGAGAUACUCUCCAUGGCCCCACGGGUGGGCACAGAGGAACUCACCGGUACCCCAUCCCCUGCGGGGGCCACGGAAGGUGACAUGGAGCCUCCUGAGGGGUUUCCCCGGCCACCCAGUCCCACCGCCUCCACACACCGCCCCGACCGCCCGUGGGAUGCCAUGGGGCGUCCAGCCCACGCUGCCAGCCCUGGGGCACCCGGGCACCGGGUGACGUUGCCGACCAGUGCCACUUCUGCCACCUCAUCAGAUAGCCGAGAGUCUGGUGGGAUGUCCCCACGUGGCCACAAGUCCGGUGGCGUGAGUACCCCCAUCCCUGCCGCUGAAGACGCUGAGAUCUCGGGAGACGUGGUCGAAAGCCCCGGGGCGUCCCCGCUGCCCCCCGCGCCCUUGCAGCCACAAGAGGAGGGAGAAGAGCAGUCGGGGGCCCUGUGGCUCCCCUCGCCCACGACCCUGGGGGACGGGAGCACUGUCCCCACGGCGGAGGUGCCUGGCAGCAGCAGCGUGCCAGCCACGGGAGGUGAGGAGGCUGUGCCGCGACCCCCGAGCACUGACCGUGGGAUGCCUGCUGCAUCUUUGGAAGAGGAGGAGGAGGAGGAAGAUGAGGAAGACCAACCCGCUCCCUCUGUUGCAACCGUGGAGGGUUUCCUUGCAGCCGUUCCCGGAGAACCAGGUGACUGCGUCCCCAACCCCUGCCUGAACGGAGGGACCUGCAUGGAGGACAGUGCCCGCCUCGCCUGCCUGUGCCUGCCGGGCUAUGGAGGCAGCAGCUGUGAAAGACUGCUGGAGAAGUGCAGCCCCGGCUGGGAGAGCUUCCAGGGAGCCUGCUACAAGCACUUCUCCACCCGGAGGAGCUGGGAGGAUGCGGAGACCCAGUGCAGGCAUUACGGGGGACACCUGGCCACCAUUCUGACCCCCGAAGAGCAGGACUUCAUCAAUGACCAGUACAGGGAGUACCAGUGGAUUGGCUUGAACGACCGGACCAUUGAGGGGGAUUUCCAGUGGUCCGAUGGGAGCCCCUUGCUUUAUGAGAACUGGCACCCUGGGCAGCCCGACAGCUAUUUUCUCUCCGGGGAGAACUGCGUGGUCAUCGUGUGGCACGAUGGGGGCCAGUGGAGUGACGUGCCCUGCAACUACCACCUCUCCUACACCUGCAAAAUGGGGCUGGUACAGUGUGGGCCGCCCCCUGCCAUCAGCAACGCCCACGCCUUCGGCAAACCAAAGCAGCGCUACGAGAUCGGCUCCAUCACGCGGUACCAGUGCCGCCACGGCUUCAUCCCUCGUCGCUCACCCAUCAUCCGGUGCCAGGAGGAUGGGAUGUGGGAGCCGCCCCAGCUGACCUGCCACCCCGGCCUGGCUCAGCCCCCCGAUGACUGAGGGAGCCACCACCUCCCCAGGCCCUGGAGCCGGCGCGGAUGGGGACGUCACCGGGACACCAGCACAGAUCCUGGCAUGGCAUGACACCUUACUGUUGGGUGUCUGCCUCCUUGUUUGUUUUAUAUCUGUACAAAGAAAUCCUAAUAACUAAAGAUCCCCUCAAAAGGAACCGACAGUGACCCAAAAUGUAGCACAAAGGGUGUUUUGUUCCUGGAGUCACAACAGAGUCGAAAUCAAAGGGGGACCGCAGGCAGGUGAUGGCACUGAUGUGCCAGCAUCACCUCCGGCUGCUUUCUCCCACUUCUGGCCCAAGGAUCCUCAUCCUGAGACACGCUGAUGGGGCAUGACACAGGGACAUCCAAGCUGUGCUGCAGCUCAGCACCCGUUCCGGGGUGCAGGGGGGCUUUUGCACUUCCCAGGAAAGGCAGAAGCUACUGCCUCGGGCUCGGAGUGGGUACGUGUCGCCCAAACCCCCUCUCUGUGCUUCUGUGGGUAUUAAAACCAGUAAACCGA